This is a messenger RNA of Sphaeroforma arctica JP610, 2191 nucleotides long. RefSeq lists its product as hypothetical. The coding region runs from base 308 to 2146 and encodes 612 amino acids. The record is from RefSeq and is a predicted model, not a curated record. The transcript is spliced from 14 exons. NCBI's taxonomy places the organism in Eukaryota, Ichthyosporea, Ichthyophonida.
CACGAGAGUGUAGGCACAGCUGGAUCGGUGACGAUUCUGAUAUGACUAACGAGGCGCCACAUACACAGUAUACGUAUAAUUAAUUGCUGGGCAUGGGCGGAUGCUAAAUCAUAGAUAUGAGGGGGUCGAUGUAAAUACAUAUCAGGCAACUUACAGGCAGCUAGAUCCGAUUAGCUACUGCAUUCUGUUCUCGUCGGAACAGUGGAGUCACUAUUUUUGAAGCACAAGCCAUAGAAAAAUUCAGCUUUCUAUUACAAACAUCUUAUAGGACCAUUCCAAGGCUCGUAUACGAAAGAGAUAUCCAGAUAUGACGCAUCGAAGAUAUAGCUCGAGGCCUGGGACAAAUGUCAAGUACGCGGAUAGCGACGAUGACACUCCGCCCGGAUCUUCUCGCAUGGCAUCCAUGUCAAAAAACUGCUCCGAUACGUCCAUAGAUGGGCGGAUGCAACGCAGGAGAGCACUUGAAGAGGCUGAAGAACGUCAACUGCAGGAGGCCUUGCGAUUAUCAGCUAUGGACCAGCCGAAUAGUCUGGCAAAUGGCGAUGCAACCAAAGACGGCGAUAUCGGAAAAGUGUCUCGCGAGAACGCACCGCCGGCGUGUGAUGCGAAUCACAAACAGCCAGCGCCGAGACGGGAAUCGCUGAGUCUGAAGAGGAAUAUGUCUAAUGAGCACACCAUCAUUAAGGGCUCAAAGCAAUCCCAAUCUUCUGGAGAUACACCUGCGUCGUUGCCCGUAAGACGCUUAACCAUUAUCGGACCACUACCCCCAGAUGAAGAUACUUCGGGUAGAAAAAGCACAGCAAACGCUAGUCUCACCAAAAAGGUCCAGCCACAGCAACACAGUGCAAAGAAAGCAGGCGCUUCCGGUGCCAAAUCGGCGGUCGUACAGUCAGAGGCACACAGCAGCACUAAGCGAAAUUCUACUUGCAAGCGAAAGGUACAGAAAAUGUUCAAUUCGAAAUCGGACGAUUCAUCAUGCGUGUCUGCUUCAGAAUCCGAUUCUAGUAGACACCGAGCCUCUUUAAAAAAAAAUCCACAAAAUACUUCAAAACAGCCCAACAGAUCAAAAGCGUUUGAUAAAACAUCAGCCGUACCAGUUAAGAGAGCGCACCAUGCGAUAUCAGAGUCUGAGUCUUCAGAUUCUGGAACGGAUGAACAAACUGCCGAAUCUGAGUCGGAAGUUGAUUCCGGAUCAGAUGCUGAAUCUGAAUUGGAAACUGAGUUUCAACCCAGACAGAGUUCAAAGCACAAUGGAGUUCACAAAAAGGGCAAUUUCCCACAGCAGCCGACGAAGAGAAAGGCCAUUAAAGCGGGGCCGAAGAACACUGCGCCGUCAAAGGUGCGCAUAACUGCAUCGGUGGCCGUUAAACAAGUUGCAGAUGAACACCACUCUGAAUCUGACAGUUCGCACGCGUCUGCUUCUGCAUCAUCCUCUACCGGCUCUGGCUCUGACUAUGACGAGGCGAGUUCCAGCACUGAAGUUGAGAGCGAUGGAGGCGAUAGCGAUUUCACAGUCAAGGCCAAACCAAAGGCGAAGCCAAAAACGCAACCCAAAACAAAACCGAAACCAAUGCCGAGACAAAAGCCGAAAAUAGAGCAUAAUGUCAAACCGGAAUCGGAAGUAUUGCCAAGUCCAAAACUUCAGCCAAAAGAAUCCGUAAAAGCACUAGAGACCCCAAUCUACAACAUGCAGGAAUCUGAGAAAGUGCCAUUACAAGUCAUCACAAACACACAACUAAAGGCCAGUCCAGCUGGUAUUAAAGGCCGACCUACGAGGACGACACCAAAUAUACCGAUUGACCGGGCGAAGGUGAACAAGGAAAUCACGCCGCAACAGGUAUCGACAACGCUUGCCCCUGUCAAAAUACCAGGAAAGCAGCCAGAGGUGUCGCGUGCUUUGGCCACAGUCUCUGCGACCGUUUUUCAUUCAACCCCUGCUACACUAGGACGGAAAAUUCCCGGGAGAAGGAAAAGACAAGAAGAGCCUACGAUUCAGAGGGAUUAUACAAAGCCGAAUACAGGGCAUGGCAAGAUAAAUGAUCUUCUAAUUCAUUCAUCGCGACCGCGGCUCGGUCUCUCGCGGAGGGGCAAAUUCAAACCACUGCACAAUUUAAAUGGGAACACAGCGCCGAGUAUUCCUCAUUAGCCGACAACUAUAAAAUACUCCUGAGAAAAUUUUCGACUCCAGGAC